AUGGCCAUGAUCGUGAGUCCCAUCAGUCGUGACAUCAUCUGUCAGCGAUACGUCCUUGACGAUAGCCGUGAGUUUUACUGUUUUUUGAAUUUGAUCAAGUUCCGUUUCCUGACCCUCAUUCGCAGCUUUUGACUUUUCCUUCUUCACAACGUCUUUUCGCUCUAACUUCCAAUGUGAGGAACACAAAAAAGUAACUUGAAAUUUUUAACAGAACGAACCUAGAACAUUGUAUUACUGCGAUUUUCAUAUUCUAUACUGUGAAAAAGCUUCUCGACAGUCAGCUUUCAUUCCACGCCAUUUUUCUCUUUCUUGAAUAAAACUUCCAACUUGCCCAGAUGGCCGACAAAAAACUUUGCAUUUAUAAACGACUUUCUCUUGGCAGAUGUUUUCACCUCAACACUUGCUCGAUCCAAAGCUGACCCAAAAAACAACUUUUCUUCUUUUUUCUCGUCUUGAUUGGAUGCUGCUUCAAUAACAAUACAAACCGGCAGCGAGAUUCCCUUAUAAGGCGCGAUUCUUCGCACCACUGCAAUGCGAAAACGCGAAGAUGAGCUUCCGUUUGGCGCGUCGCAAACGAGGAAGAAAGAAUGCCUCAUUUCUUUUUUUGGCCACUUUCCGUACCCUUUACUCGUCCCGCUUCAACCUUCGUUUUCUUCCCGAGAAAAAAAUCAUUUCUAUCUCCUGGAAAACGCACAGAGAGAAAGAAGAUUGAAGAAAAAUGAGGCAGACCUUUGAUCUUUUGAAAUUCGUGAUGUCCAAAAGUUGCCGGCGGGCAAUUUGACUAGAAACAUCAUUUGAACGGAACAUGACGGGGGCGUCGCCAUUUUAGGUCACAUUUGAAAGAUGUUUCUCUGAGAAACGUUCUGGUGUUUGGAUUAGGAAAAAAAAAGGAAAAUGCGAUUAUAGGCGUUUUUCCUUAGAAGCCGAUGCUUUUUGAGAGAUGUAAAAAAAUUAAUAUUUUUGAUUAAACAGAAAAGUAUGAUUUUCUAAGAAAGACGGUUGUUUCAGCUUUAUAGCAUUGCACGUUCCAAAAUCUCUUAACUUUUUCAUAAAGCUUUAUAAAAAUUUUUUGAUCAAGAGAAUUACAACGAGGCGAUUCGCUUAUGAUAAAUGACGCGUGUGGGAGACAGCAAGAUGCUCUCAGACUCGGCAACAAGUGAGCCACUGCCAACAGGAAUCCGCUUGGGAUUCCACAAGCUCCUUCACAAAAAUCUGCAGGCUGCCGUUUCAACAAAUAAACACAACUUUUACGUUUUCAAAAUGAAGUAUAUACGACCAAAAGCAAAAAAAAAUGUUUUUCUGAUUUCAAAAUUUUUUCUAAAAUCAUUUGACUCAAAAAAUAAUUAGGUAGACUACUCAUUUGAGAAAGAAAUUUUUGAGUAGAAAAUACUGGAUUAAAAAAAAGAGAAAACCCUAAGUUUGUUUCAAAACAAAAUUCAAAUGAGGUGAAAAAUCUCAAUUCCACAAAAAAAUCAAGUUAAUCUAAAAAACUAACGUUUUUUUUUUCAAAUUUUAGAAAAAAAGAUUGUUAAGCCGAGUAAGCAAACUUUUGCAAAACCUUAAUUUUUUUCAACAGAAUAAUUUCUACACGUUUUUUUCUUUCCUUUCUUUUUUUCACAUUACUUCAAAGUCGAAAAACAUGAUCCAGAACCAUAUUUCAGUGGUUAUUCAUUAAAAAAUCAGUCUAUUUUUUCAUCCUUUCCUCUGUAGAAACGUCCCAGAGAUUUAUUCUUUUUGCAAAAUAAUCCAAGGCCACUUCCAAAAACCUCUUUUUAUUUUGUUGUUGUCCCAAGGGUUUCGAAAAACGCUCUGCACGGAUGAAUCCCUCAGGAAAUAACCUGAAGAAGAGACCGCAGAAGCUUGAACUUUCUGGUGCUUCAGCCUUUAGAGGGCAUUCCCAAAGUAAUGAGGAAAAUGUAAUUAUGCCCAUAUCGCGGCCGACGCAAGGGACCCAAUAGCCGACGAAAUGAGCCAUUUUGCAUACAGCCAGCCGCCGACACGAAAAAGUGACGCGCAUGUCGCUCUCGAAUUCAAUUUCUCGUAUUUUUCAGUAAAAGAAAAAAGUUGUCCUUGAAAAGUUGUAGAAACAGUAGAAGCCAAAGUCUUUCCAAAGAGUGUUCCACAAUUUAUUUACGGGUUUUGGAACUCAGCCUUCGUUUGUUCGAAAGUAUCCAAUUGUACUCGCUAAGAAAGCGAAUCUAGCGCUUGGGAAAUCUUGGUGAAAGGGAUUUUCAGUUUUUUACGCUCUUAAUGCUCAGGUAUGAUGACUUUUCAUAUGAAGUGACAUCAAAUAGCAGAAAUCGUGAACCGUUUCUAGUCGGGUGCAUUUGAUAGAUCCGCUAUGCAACACUUCAUCAAAAAACCUAAAUCGGAUAUUUUUGAGUGGAUUGAAAAGUUUCAGAGCCAUAGUCAUUUUUAUAAGAAUUCAGUAGAAAAUUGCAUUUCUUGAAAAAUCGACUUGAAACAUCAUAAAAUGGGAAGAACAGGAAUUCCAUUAAAGUGAGCGGAAACGUCGGAGACGCUUUUUGAUUGGUUCUACCGUAAGACUGCCCGUUUCCAGAGCUCUCGGAGACGUUCGAUUUGCUCGACGUCGACAAAGACGGAAGACUUUCUCGCAAUGAAAUCGCCGCCCUCCUGCGCAUCAUUAAUGUCGAGCCGACGCGUGUGGAACUCGACUUCAUCUUUCAAGAAAUGGACAUGGAUCGUCAGUUUUUCUUUUUUUUUUGUCAAAAUGUCUUUUUGGAAUUGGAGGAGUCCUUGAGUUAGAGACGCCUGAUUGGAGUCACAAAAGGAAUCAUGUGGAUGACUGCUAACAUGAUUAAGUUGGAACUUGUUUUUCAAGACGGCAAAGAACCUCAAAUGAUUAGGCACAAUUUGGCCAAGCGAAAAAAAACCAAUUCAUUUUUUAUCGUUCGGGUCGUCCGCAAGAUUGGAAUCAGAAAAACACAAAUUUUUUGAUUUCUCGCUAAAACAAAAAAAAAGAAAAACCUUAUAUACUGGUUAUAAUUAACUUGAACGAUAAUUGAAAAAAAAGUGGAAAAUCUGCACUAGCUUAAAUUUAUUAUGAUUAGGUAAGAUGUAUAUUUUAAACCAAAAAAAUUUUUUUAAAAACCAUGCCCGGCAUAAAAAAAUAUGUUUGAAAUUUCAGAAACCGGAAAAAAAUCAGCAAAGAAGAGUUCAUAACGUACAUGCGCUCUCCGCCGGUGCAUCGCACGACCCUCAAAGAAAUCGAGAAACAGUUCAAGAACUUCGAUUCCGACGGCGACGGCGCCAUCACCGAAGGUAUUACAAUCUGCCAAAGUGCUCUGCGAACACGAGUUGCCGUUCAUUUUUUGACGCCAGCCUAACGUUGCGUGAGAAAAUUUUUGGCAAAUGGCAACCACAAACAAACAAUUCACCAAUAUACACAAACAGCAACGCAUAAGAGGGAAGUUGAAAUAGAAACUUAGUAUAAACAAAUCAAAUUACAAGCAUGACGUUCUACAGACAUUUUCCAGGAAGUGCAACCUUAGAUUUGAAAAAAAAAAGUAAUGAAUUUUCUAGGCGGAACCUAUCAUAUGACACUGAACGUUAUGCUUUCAAACAGGUAAACACAAAAAAAAAUGGAAACAUUUCCAAAGAUCUUCUUUGAAACGGAGAUUCUGAAAAUUCUCAGUUUGCCCCUCGCAUACUAGAAUCUAUUAAAUGAACGCCAAGUAUACCGAAAAAACUUAUUUAAAUGAGAAAAACUAGAACUACUUUUUUUAAAUAGCAAAAAAAUAAUUUUAAUAUCUGAAAAAAAAAAAUUAAUAGAAAAACUUUCUCAAUUGCUGAAACUUAAAAAGUUUCUUCCGACAACCAAGGAAAGCAUUUCUCAAGUUUUUUUUUCAAAAAGUGAAAAAAAUUUCUUUUCAGAAGAAAUGGCGGGGAUUCUUCGAGCAACAACGGAUCUUACCGAUGCAAAGGCCAUCCACGAAAUGUUCAAAGCUACCGAUCUCAACGGCGACGGCAGAAUCACAUUCUUUGAAUUUGUGAAAAAUGAUGCAAGAGUAAUUUUACGCAAUUAUGUUAACUGUAAUUGGAAAAUUAGAAGUUGAAAAUUUUCAAAAAUUGAACUCGAACUUUGCAAGUCUAUUCUUUGAUUUUAUUCACUGUGAUUUCCCAAAAGAUUUUUGGAGACCCACAGAAGGAGUUUGAUGAAGUUUCACAAAUCAUCAUUGCUUUUCAUUAGAUAUAAGAAUAGAUUUUUUACAACUAGCAAAAUAGUAUGGAUCGAGUCAAAAAAAGAUGUUUUCACAUAUACCGGUGGAUAAUAUCUUCAAUGAAUCAAUUUUUGGUCUUAGUUGUAUUGUUGAUAACUUUCCUGUAACUACUUUUUGUUAACCAGUGCGUAUCUUGUAUUGAAAAUCUUUCGUCGGUUGAGAUAAUAAAGUUUUGAAAAAUGCGUUUCAGCAAACAAGAAAAGUUUACCCCAUAACACAGACUCCAUCAUUGCAUUCACAUACUUUCUAAAAAGCCAAAAACAAGAAAAUCGACAGCUUUCUCGUGUUCUCACUUCCUAUUCAAAUAUAAGCAGAUAACUGCUUUUGCUGCGCCUACGACGGAAAAGCCUAAUUUUGGGCAAGGAGACGCGUUUUUUUCUCGACUCAAAAACCACACAAAACCAAAAUCCAGUGAUGGAUUGUUUAUUUAGAACCAUAAAUAUCUUCUUCAGAGGGCGCCCAUUUCUCCAGCGAGCAAUGCGUCAAAAAAACGAUGUGAUGCACUGAUAUACAGCCCAAGGGGAUCGCCAGGAAAAAAAAGAAGCAUGAUUGAGAACGAUGAUACGUCGCAUUUGAGGUCUUUGAAUGUAGGAGAAAAAAAAAUCCAUCAAAGUCAAUUUUUUUUGGAACCGAUACACGAAAGUUCUUUCCUUAAGAGAACAGAAAAGGUUAAUUCAGUUUCCUUUCUCAUAAACUUCAUUCGAACAAAGAAAUAAAUUAAUUAUCAAUGAAUGAGUUGGAUGUUUGGUAGUAGAAUUACGCGUUCCUCCUGAAAAAAUCCGGUAAGAAACUUUCAGCAGACUACCAACCAAGAAACACAUUUUAAGGACUAUAAUUUUCCAAAAAGGGGAGUUUGGGGUCUUAAUAUGGGUUUUUAAUUUGAGUUUUCUCUCAGUCUCAAAAGCGCUGAAAUUUAGUUCGAGAAUCAAUAUAAUCUACUUAAUAAAAAUCUAAGAAAUUUGGCAGGCUGCAAACUUCAGAAUUUACCUCCAGUAGAUUCUAGAAUUCUUUAGAAGUUUUCAGGUAUAUCUAAAGUUCUGAUUGGAAUGACUUGUUAGAUGACGAUUCAGUGAUAAGUAGUGCUUUAUAUUUCAGUUACUUCAUUGUUAUCGAUUGGUUCUCUGUGUGGUCAACAACGACGUUUGCUUCACUGUUAUAUUCACAACAGUAAAAAAAAACACAAUUUAUUUCUUUAUUGUCAGAACAACGCAAAUAAUUAAGAUACAGAUAGAAAGGAAAUAAUAUAACAAUCAUUCGUUUGGUUCGAAAAAAAUUCAAAAACCCUCGCUUUUCACAGGCUAAUCUAAUCACCAAAAAAAAGCUUCGAAAGCAAAAAUUUGGCAAAUGGUGGAGUGAUUUUUCAAUAAGUCUCAUCUGGUCACAGCUCUUAUCGAUGCCGAUUCAGCGAAAGUUUUUGAGUGGGUUGGUGUACAUGAAAAAGGAAAGGACUGAUAAGCUCAACUUAGAAGGGUGCUUCCCCGUCCUCAGAGCCAGUUUGUCUCCCUCAUAAAAUGGUCAGUUUCCUAGCUUUUUCAGAAAAUUUCCAUCAACUUUUUUGAAUAUACUUUGAGCGCCAAACCCUUCAGAAGCAGUUUUUGACCAUGAAAACCGUUUGAACUAUUUUCAGACAGGAGUUUUUAGAAUAAAAAGCUUUAUAGCUUAUAACGAGUUGAAACUUGAAAAAAAAUCUGUCUUAUAUGAAAUGCGUUUCAGAUUUGCUCCACUGUAGUUUCGUCGCUUCAAAACCUUCCUGCUGAAGUUUUGGUAGAAAUUCUUAGCCGGUUGAACCCUCACGACGUGCCAAACCUCAGAAGUGUUAACAAGAUGGUAUCCGGAGGAGUGCUCUUUUCCUGGAAGAAAUGGGAUUUUUAGAUCAACAACGUUAUUUUGAAUAACUACAAAUAUCUUCCCAGAAUCGCCUACGUUUUGAACAUCAGCCUAGACGACGGCGUCCCAAUGAUCCAUAUUCGGAAAUCAGGAUCGAUUUCUGGAAUCAGCGAGGUUCGCAUUGCUUUGAAAGUAUUCCAAAACAUGAAAACUAUAAUUACUGAAAACAGAAAAAUGUUUUCAAACCAGUUUCCUUAAUGUUCUGAAAAAAAUUCCGCCCAAAGAUUUCAAAGUUUUUUUUUCGAAUUUCGAAUAGUCGAUUAACUGGAAAACUAAAUUUUGUUCGGAAAAGUCCACCAAAUCAGUGAAACAGCCUCAACUAUCAAAGGGUACAAAGAAAAUUAAAUGUUCGGUGUUUCUUGGUCAGCUUAUCGCAUAAAUGGCCGUUUUCCUUUUCACUCGAAGUCACUCUUUCGUUUUUGAUAACGAACAAAAGCUUAUCAGAAAUAAUGGUCAAUUGGAGAAGUUUGAUCCUACAAUGUGCCAGGCUCCUCGUUGCACAAGCGCACCAAAAGAUAAACAGAGAGGUCAUUAUCAGAAGCAACGAAAAAGGGAAAAAUUAGUGUUUUUUCGAUUUUUUUUAGUUCUGAGUUCUAGUUUUUCGUUUCACUCAAAUCAAACGAAAUCCAUCAAGAAAAAGUCUAUUUGAAUCGAGAAAAACUUACAAGUAAUAAAUGUCAUCAAUUCAGAAGUACUGCGAAUUCGAUUUCUCGCGUUUGGAAGAGAUUGAUAUCGUUGAAGUUGAAGUUUUUGACAUGAAUUCCGAAAAAAGCGAGCAGUCGAUGCUUGUUUUGAAAAGCUUCAUGCAUUUUUUCACAGUCUCUCGUCAGAACUCAGUCAGGUGAAUAUUUGAAAAAACAAAAGAAAUCUAAAGAAUCAAUUUAAGGAGCGUUACUUUCAAAAACGUGAACUUGGACAGCUCAUUUAAUGAAGUUUUAUACACUUUCAAUCACCUGGUUACAUCUAACAGUGAGGUGAGAAACUGUUGAAAUUCUUCGGAAACUCUUCUUUUUAAGAAAAUUAUUGUUAUCGACUCUCAACUGCCAUCGCUUCUCGAUUCUGAUCAAAUCUCAUCCUUCGCUUUUGAACAUUACAAAUGCAUUGGAAGUGCUGUUGGGGAAGAAACGCAAACAAUCUGUGACCUGGUCCUCCGUAAAUUCACACAAGAAAUGACGACCGCAACUACAAAGCUCUCUUUUUUGGCAGAAUUCAACUCGGUUUCCGUGGGAAAAAUCUGCGAUUUUAUCGAGGUACAAUUUUCACGCAUUUUUCAAAUAUUUUUGAUGAAAACCCAGAGAUCGCUUAACUGGAAACUAGCUCAAUUACUUUUGAAGCACUAAGUUAAUAUCUUGGAAUUAGUCUCAUCUUUUUCCUAAAAAUGGGCGCUCCUUUUCUGUGAGAUGAGCUUUGAGAUUUUUUUGAACCUAUGCAAAUCAAAACUCUGAGGAAAAAAAACUAAAAAAAAUAUUGGAUGCAAAAGUAAAAUGAGCUUUUUUUCUGAACAGUUUUAUUUCUGCUCAUUUCAGACAUGGCUUUCUUGCUCUAUCGCUCCCUAUUUCAAUAUCUGUCUUCACGAUUGCGAUGAGGACUGGAAAACACAUUUUUUGGCAGCGUGUUACCAAAGGAGACUAUCUCACAAUAACUUGGAAUUCCCUUCCUUAAAAAAUGAGACGGCUCAUAUCAAAGUCAGCUUCUCCAUGGUUUGUAAACGAAAGAAGGAUAAUGGGAAUGUGUUCCUUUUGCAGGAAACAAAAAUGUGUUGCUUCUGGCCAAUUUUCGAUGUCCCUGCACGUGCAAUGGGUCAAAAUUCUUGUUAUUCUCGAUACUAUCGCGAUUUUUAA
This is a messenger RNA of Caenorhabditis auriculariae, 7969 nucleotides long. Lineage: Eukaryota; Metazoa; Nematoda; Chromadorea; Rhabditida; Rhabditidae. The record is from the annotation of a GenBank genome assembly.